CUAGGUUGGCAACCUCGGUGGUUUGUUUUAGACAAUGGGAUAUUGUCAUACUAUGAUUCACAGGAUGAUGUUUGCAAAGGCAGCAAAGGAAGUAUAAAGAUGGCUGUGUGUGAAAUAAAAGUUCAUGCAACAGACAACACAAGAAUGGAGCUAAUCAUCCCAGGGGAACAGCAUUUCUAUAUGAAAGCAGUUAAUGCAGCUGAAAGGCAAAGGUGGCUGGUAGCACUUGGGAGUGCAAAAGCCUGUUUAGCAGAUACCAGAACAAAAAAAGAAAAAGAAAUCAGCGAAACCAAUGAAUCUCUUAAAACCAAAAUGUCUGAACUUCGUCUCUACUGUGAUCUCUUAAUGCAGCAAGUUCAUACAAUACAAGAAUUUGUUCACCAUGAUGAGACUCGCUGUCCUCCCAGCAUUGAGAACAUGAAUGAAGCCUCUUCCUUGCUUAGUGCCACAUGUAAUACAUUUAUCACAACACUUGAAGAAUGUGUGAAGAUUGCUAAUGCCAAGUUUAAGCCAGAAAUGUUCCAGCUGCCUCACUCUGAUCCCUUGGUUUCUCCUGUGUCACCAUCACCUGUCCAAAUGAUGAAGCGUUCCAUUAGCCACCCUGGUCCAUGCUAUUCAGAAAGGAAUAAUCACUCUAUAAAAGAACCAAUUUCAUCCCUUCACCGAUUUUCACAGCGGCGCAGAAGAAUGUAUUCGGAUACUGAAUCUUACGGUGAUAGUUCCUUUGAAGAUUCUCAGAGAUCUGCUCACUGUUCUAGAAGUGCUGUCAAUGGAGAUCUGGUAUCGUCAGCCAUUCCUGAAGAAAAUAGAUCGGUAUCAAAGGAAAGAUCUGAACUGGAAGAGACUCUUUCAUCCUUUUCUUCUUGAAGAAACUGAAAGUAUUCAAUUUUCUAUAAAUAACGCUAUGCAAAGGCUGCUGUAAUUAUACUGUUGUUAUAGGAAAUAGUCAUUUCCCUUUUUAGAAGGAUUUCUCUGCACUUUAUAGAAAACCUAAAAACUAUCUUUGAAGUGUAUUUUAUCUUUAUAUAGUUUAUUUGCAAGAGUAUUUUCCUAAUAUUUCAGAGUUUGAAUGUUCAUUUUUUGGAACAAAUGAUGGCUUAACAGAUAAGCAUCCACAUUUGUAAAUGUAGCUCUUUUUAAAAAGUGUGAGGGUCUGACUGAUACAUUAGUAUACCUGCAGGUUAUAAACUUUAGCAAAAAGGCUUCAUUUU
Molecule: messenger RNA, 1211 nt
Organism: Balearica regulorum gibbericeps (East African grey crowned-crane)
Lineage: Eukaryota; Metazoa; Chordata; Aves; Gruiformes; Gruidae
Source: RefSeq, a predicted model, not a curated record